UGAGACGUACUUAAGGGCUCGUCAAGGAGGUUGUGGCCAGUCACUUGUUGCUCGGCGCUCGUGGUGGAACGUCUUGAGAGCCUUGUUAUUCCAUCCAUCACCACCAUGUCUAUCGUGAACGGAGUGGCCGUGGCGGCGGGCUCCAGCUCGCCUCAGUCACCACGAAACAAGUGCCAGUGUGGAGAGUCUACGACCAGCCCGACCUCCUCCCUCCACACUCAAGAAUCCUUCGAGGAGAGGAAGGCCCGGCUCCUGCACAUGGCCAGGGACAGAAGGUCGUCGUCGUCAGCAGGUCACGAGAAGUGUCCUUUCCACUUCGACAUGGAGCUGGACCACAAGCCGCCUACGAGAGAGGACAUCCUUCCAGAGUUGGCCGACAGUUACCGCUGUCUUAUCAAGAAUCUUGGCGAAGACCCGGACAGAGAAGGUCUUCUCAAGACCCCCAUGAGGGCAGCCAAAGCCAUGCUUUACUUCACCAAGGGCUACGACCAGACCAUCGAAGAUGUAAUGAACGGUGCGGUGUUCAACGAGGACCACGACGACCUGGUUAUCGUGAAGGACAUAGAAAUGUUUUCCAUCUGCGAGCAUCACUUGGUGCCCUUCUGGGGGAAGGUGUCCGUCGGCUACCUCCCCAACAAGAAGGUCCUCGGCCUCUCUAAGGUGGCAAGGAUUGUAGAGAUCUUCAGCCGCAGAUUACAAGUUCAGGAGAGGCUGACGAAGCAAAUUGCCCUGGCGAUAGUUGAAGCCAUCCAGCCCACUGGAGUAGGCGUGAUCAUCGAGGGAGUCCACAUGUGCAUGGUGAUGCGGGGAGUGCAGAAGAUCAACUCCAAGACCACCACCUCCACGAUGCUUGGGGUCUUCAGAGACGACCCCAAGACCAGGGAGGAGUUUCUCACUCUAGUCAAAUAAAGACUUUCUUCACUUCGCCAACGAUAAAGCGACAGAUCAAACGAGACAACGUGGCAAGGGAGAGACCAACUUGACAUUUAUGUUUUGACACUGCAAAACAGAGAUCAACGAAGAAUAUUUGAUUGCCACUAACGAGGAUCUUCGUUUCACAUGUUUUUAUAAUUUUAUAUUUUUUUACCUCGAUUGGUAGUUUUAUAUUAUACGGUUUUGGGAUAGAAAAUUAUAUAGUAUGCUUUUUAAAAAUUAAAAAAAACCUUAUCAAUCUUAAGUAGAUAUUUUAAAUAUUAAGUCUUAAGUUUUUUACGCAUAUUCUAACAUCUCGAUAACUUUAACUGUAAAUGUAUUUGUGGAAACAAAUAUUUUAAAUCAUAAUUUGAGCUACGUAAAGAUUUAACAAAUCAUAGUUAUAUUAAUGAACUGUUAAAUGGCUUCGUUGGUCAUAAAAUUAAUUCCUCGCGAAACGUUUUUUGUUUCAUUUCGGUAGAAAGUUUCAGUGAUCAUUGUUGUCACUGUUAAUUUAAUGCCAAAGAAGUGAGGGUGAAUCUUCUCCACUUGUUCCUCAAUCUAGGAACGGUGUUUAUUCCAUUUAUUUUUAUAUUUAAAUAUAUAGAUCAUAUCGGUAUCUUCACCAUGGAAAAAGUACCUAAAAGUGGUUCGUCCCAAAUCAUAGCAACGAGUGGUGUGGUACCGCAAAGUGCCAAAUCAAAGUACCAAGACAACCUGAAUAACUAGUGUGUUUCUUGGCUGUGGAUUUCCAGUGCUUCCCCCACGGCCGGUCACACCCUUAACAUCUGUUGACGCCGGUGUUUAGCAGGUGAGCAGCCACAGGACGCCCCGCCCCGUGCUUCCCUGGGGACAUUGUCGCUUCUCAUCUCCUAAAACAUCUGGCGUUUGCCAGAAUUCACUUUAGUCUUGGUUCUUGAUACGUAUAUUAAAUACACGUGAGAAGAAGUCUCACCGUAAUAUAUUUUGUAUGUAUUUUAUUAAAUACAGGUUCGUUAAGGUUAUGAUCAGUAUUAAAGAGAACUGUUUGCUUCCCGUUUCUCUACGAAACACGAACAAAGUACAAUUACGCUUCUCAUCUACAUGCAUAAAGUCUUUCUGUGGUGUUGUAUAGGCUGGCUCUCCUUGCCUGCAGCCGUCUCCUCUCCUCCUCUCGGGGAUGAGCUCGGAGGCUGGCUCAAGGAGAGCGAGUCUACACUCGCCGCAUUAGCAACUGACGGGUUGUCGGUUGUUGAAGGUGCCUAUACAGGUGUAGACAACACUGUCUACGCUGACAAUUGAAUUUUAAGUGUUUACACGUUGUAUUACGCUUUUAUUAGUAACCAUAAGUACAUGGACCUGGGAUGCUUUGGCAGACUUGAUUAUUGAAAUAAAUGUUUAUAUGAAAA
Molecule: messenger RNA, 2300 nt
Organism: Procambarus clarkii (red swamp crayfish)
Lineage: Eukaryota; Metazoa; Arthropoda; Malacostraca; Decapoda; Cambaridae
Gene: Pu
Product: GTP cyclohydrolase punch
Biological process (GO): tetrahydrofolate biosynthetic process; tetrahydrobiopterin biosynthetic process
Cellular component (GO): cytoplasm
Molecular function (GO): zinc ion binding; GTP cyclohydrolase I activity; GTP binding
Source: RefSeq, a predicted model, not a curated record